Molecule: messenger RNA, 828 nt
Organism: Oldenlandia corymbosa var. corymbosa
Lineage: Eukaryota; Viridiplantae; Streptophyta; Magnoliopsida; Gentianales; Rubiaceae
Source: the annotation of a GenBank genome assembly
AUGAUGGCUACUGAUGCAAGAUCUGAAACGGCUGCGGGAAUGAAUGGCAUUGCAUCUAAUGAGGAAGAAUUUAGCACAACAAUUGUAGCUGCAAUCUGCCAAUAUUCUAAUCCGGCUGCCCCUAGUGAAUUGGAGAUGGGUAUUACACUUGCUGCCGAUGGAAGGGGUACUAAGACUGAUAAAGUUACUGGACAAACAAUUAUUACUUAUAAAAAUUAUGUGAAACUGUAUACACUGUCAAACCAACUUGUAGUUGGUUUUGCUGGCCGCACUGGCCCUGCAACAUGUCUCCUUCAAGGCAUGCAUGGGGCUGGAAUUCAAACAGUUUCAGCUCCAAGGGCUUGGUUGGCGACCGAGUUAGCAACAAAUAUUGAUCCAACAAGUCCCUCUUUUAAGAAAGUUAGAAUACUUUUAGCAGGGUUUACCAAUUCUGUUGCUGAUGUUUUUUGGGUGGAGUACAAUGGAAUUUCUCACUCUAUAACAGCUCUUACUAAAAACAUCGGAGCUGUUGGGGCGAUAGGGGAUGGAAAGAUACCUGUGGAGGUGGCAGCAAUUGGUAAGUUUGAUACUGAGAUAUCCCACGCAGAAGCUUGUUACAUGGUAAUGGAUGCAUGUUUCUAUACAACUAAAAAUGAUAAGCUUACAGGAGGCUACGCAACAGGUGUGUGUCUUGGAUCGAAUACCGCUUUGUUCACCUUUAAAUCGCUACAAAUGGUGGAUUACAUGCCUCAAAGGAACAUUCAAGGGAAUCUAAAGUUGCCUGACGGAAACAACCUCACUCAAUCUCCGAAAUUUCUUGAUCCUAGGUUCAUAGUUCCUUAUCUUUGA